Peronospora matthiolae is the source of this 489-nucleotide messenger RNA. The record is from the annotation of a GenBank genome assembly. NCBI's taxonomy places the organism in Eukaryota, Oomycota, Peronosporomycetes, Peronosporales, Peronosporaceae.
AUGCUCAAAUCGGCCAUUCCGACCCAUUUGUGUACGAACUUGAAGCGAACGACGCAACGUGGACUUUCUCUGACCCAGUUCGUGCAAGAAAAGGCGCAGGAGGCUCGAGAUUUUCGCAAAGACGAGGAAGCGGGCAGAGGGGAGGUGAUGAAACUGUUGCAAGUGGAGGGAAGUACCGGCUUUGGUGGUGCUGAAAUCGAUGACGACCACGUUGUGUCAAGUGCAGAGAAGGUGAAGACGUACGGUGCACUCAAGAGCUUUGUGGAGCCUUUUGCAACGCCAAAGGGAUCGAAGCGGAACACGUCGAAGGGAUCCAAGACAAGCGAGGGAAAGUCGAAGUUUAUCCGGUUCUUUCUGGAUCAGAGUUUGAUGAGUUGGUUCUGCACUCGGACGUUGUGUGGAUCAUCGGAGUUUAUGGACUCUCAGCGGGGAGCAGCAAGACUUAGACGAGAAGCAGCGGAAGAAGACUUUGACUCAAUUGCACCGUAA